AAUGUGAAUCUCUCUCUCUCUCUCUCUCUCUCUCUCUAUAUAUAUAUAUAUAUAUAUAUUUAAGACAUGAGAUUUCUUGCCCAAAAACAAAAGGCUUGAGACUCACAAGGAUGGCAAUUGAAUCCAUCAAAAAGAAGCACGAAAGGUCAUCGAAACUGAAUCAAAUUGCUUCAAUAUUCAGCAACAAAUUAGAACAGAGUGGAUACAAAGAACACUUACAGGGGGUCUAGAAGGAAGGAAGAAGAGCAGAGCUUCCUAGAAGUUGGAAGAUUAAGAAAUUAAAUUUGUUUGAAAGAGAAAAUGGGAUAUGCAAAUAGCAUUGGGAAGUACCAACUCAGUCGAACAAUCGGAGAAGGUACUUUCGCCAAGGUUAAACUGGCCACAAACACAGAAAAUGGCCAGCAUGUUGCAAUCAAGAUCAUUGACAAACAUAUGGUCAUCGAAAACAAUCUCAUCUACCAGGUACAGAGAGAAAUAAGAACAAUGAAGCUCCUGCGUCAUCCUAACAUCGUCAGGAUACAUGAGGUAAUCGGCACGAAAACAAAGAUUUACAUUGUAAUGGAGUAUGUAUCAGGAGGGCAGCUAUCAGACAAGCUGUCUUAUAUUAAUAGGUUAAAUGAAAGAGAAGCAAGGAAACACUUUCAGCAGUUAAUCGACGCUGUAGAUUAUUGCCAUUGCAGAGGGGUUUACCACAGAGAUCUAAAGCCAGAAAACUUGCUAUUGAACAGCAAAGGAAAUCUGAAAGUAUCUGAUUUUGGACUUAGUGCAUUACGAAAGCCUGGAGACCUGCUAUCUACUGCCUGUGGCUCUCCAAGCUACGUAGCACCAGAGCUGCUUAUGAAUAAGGGCUAUGAGGGAGCGGCUGCCGAUGUUUGGUCCUGCGGAGUAAUACUUUUUGAAUUACUCGCUGGUUAUCUUCCAUUUGAUGAUCGUAACCUGAUGAACUUGUAUAAGAAGAUAUUGAGAGCACAAUACACAUUUCCGGAGUGGUUUACAGAAAGCCAGAAGAAACUGAUUUCCAAGAUACUUGAUCCAAAUCCUCGAACGAGAAUUACUAUACCAGAGAUUAUUGAAGAUCAGUGGUUUCAAUCAAAUUAUGAGCCUGCUGUGGGGAUUGAAUGUGAUGAAAAUAUCAACUUGGAUGAUGUUCACGCAGCUUUCGAUUCAAUCAAGGAAAAUGAGGCUAAGACAAAGAUACCACAUAUUCCAAGUUUCAUCAAUGCUUUUCAGCUAAUAGCAAUGUCACAAGACCUUGAUUUGUCAAGACUAUUCGAAGAACAGGAUAAUGAAAAGCAGAAAACAACGCUUGGAUCCAAACUUACAAUCAAUGAAACCAUAGAGAAAAUUGAGGCUGCUGCAAAAGAUGCGUGUCUCUCAGUCGAAAGGAUGAACAACUCUAAGAUGAAAAUUCAUCCAAAACAGAAGAUGACAAGAUGUUCAAGAUCAUGCUUUGACCUAUCAGCAGAGGUAAUUGAGGUGGCACCAACACAUUGUGUCGUAGAAAUAUCAAAAUCUGCAGGGGAACUAGUAUUGUACACAGAGUUCUGCAAAAGUUUAUCAAGUAUGCUGACAGAAGAAUCAGAAGUCUCAACCGAAAAGCAAGCACUCAAGGAGGUCAUUGUCAACACAGAGAAUAUCCAUGGAAGUGAAUUGUAGUAGGUCUUGAACCUAAUCUGAAAUGGUGUACAGAGCAUGAUUUUUUAGCCGCCUCACUAGCAUAAUAAAGACCUACAAGGCUGAUGAGGCCUAAAAAAAGGUUGUAAAGAAAAUUGUGAAGUAAUGCAAGGUAAUGAAUAAAGGAGCAUGAGUGAAGAAAUAGAAAUACUGCUUAUGGUAACAUGGUGUUGAUUUCAAUAUACAGAUGUUCACAAGGUUUUUGUUUGAUGUUUUUGUUUUCUUUUUUUCUUUUUGUUUUUUAACUUUUUUUGGGUCUAUUAUUUGUUGACGAUGUCAAGUAGACAUUUAUGUACUGAAAGAUAUUGGAUGUAGGAAGAAAUUCUUCAAUUGUUUCACA
This is a messenger RNA of Camellia sinensis, 2014 nucleotides long. RefSeq names its product CBL-interacting protein kinase 21 (gene CIPK21). Gene Ontology annotation, biological process: signal transduction; protein phosphorylation. Gene Ontology annotation, molecular function: ATP binding; protein serine/threonine kinase activity. The record is from RefSeq and is a predicted model, not a curated record. NCBI's taxonomy places the organism in Eukaryota, Viridiplantae, Streptophyta, Magnoliopsida, Ericales, Theaceae.